AUGGCAUUUUUAGAAGAAUAUUAAAACGAUUUGAUAAUAGAGUUUACAAAUUCGAAUGAAACAUAUGGGCAACUAGCAUAAGAAAUUGAAUUAGUAUUCACAAGUAGUCUAAAAUAGCUACAAAUCAUUUUUACUACAAAUAAAACAAAAAGUUUUAAUUAAAAAAUGAAUGAGGUUAUACAAAAAUUGAAACAAAAGAUAAAUGAAUCUUAUCUGAAUCCAUUUAGAUUUGAUCUCGUGUAAUAAUCCUCACAAGUUUCUUAAAGUGAAUCGUGUUAUGCAAUAGCUAUUAAUAAAUGUUGUUCAACAAUGGUGGCUGGAUGUGACUCCAAAAUUAAAGUAUUUGAAUUUAAAGAAGAAAUGCUGAAACAAAUUUAAAUUUUAGAUGAACAUAAGGACUAUGUAACUACCUUGAACUUCAUGAAAAACUAGAAUUAGUUUCUAUCAGGAAGUUAUGAUAGUUCUGUAAUUAUAUGGUAAAAUGAAUAAAAUAAUUAAUGGAUCUCCUAAUAGAAAUUAAAUGGAAUGACUAUUUGUAUUAAUUGUUUGAUAGUAAAUAAUAAUGAAGAUUUGAUUGUAUUAGGUUGUUAUGAUAGAACUAUUUAAUUUUGGAUGAAGGAGAAUUAAUGGUUGUGUUAAUAAGCAAUAACAGAUCAUUCAAGUUCUGUAUAUGGGUUAAGUUUAAAUUAAUAAUAAAAUAGAAUUAUAUCUUGUGGUUAUGAUAAUUAAAUAUUAAUAAUAGAACAAUCACAAUAGAAUAAAUAAUGGAUUGUAAUAUAAAAGAUUAAAGUUGAAUAAUAUGGAUAUCGAAUAUGUUUUACUGAUUAUAAUAUGUUCACAUUCUAACCUUUUGAUAAAGAAUAGAUGUCUAUUUUUGAGAUGAGUACUAUCGAUAAAUAGUAAAUCGAAAUUUAACAUAUUUCUGUAAAAGGUAUAUCAGAUUAUAAUUGUUUCUUUCCUUAAUAAUAUAUAAAAUCAAAAUGUAUCCUAGUGAAUAAGAACGGCGAAUACGCCAAUUUAAUAAGGAAGAAAUAAAAUGGAGAGUUUCUUACUCAAUAAUCUAUCCAUUUUGGAACUUCUAAUUUAUUUGGAGUAAUGAGUGAGGAUGGAGUGUAUUUAAUUACAUGGGAUGACAAAUCAAAGUAGAUUUAAAUUAGAAAAUAUAAUGAAGAAGAAUGA
Paramecium sonneborni is the source of this 1179-nucleotide messenger RNA. The record is from the annotation of a GenBank genome assembly. Lineage: Eukaryota; Ciliophora; Oligohymenophorea; Peniculida; Parameciidae.